ACCAUGAAAGAUCUAUAAAAAGCUACUUUCUACAUUCAUUCUAACAACUUCAUUCUUCCAUAAUUUUCUCACAAACCACUCCAAACAAGAGCAAUAUGCUUUCUUUGCGUUGCCUUCUGUUUUUAUCUCUUCCUCUGUUUUUCACACUAAACUCUCAAGCCAACGACCAAUUAGUUUUCCGCUACCACAAAUGUAACAAUGAUCUCGGAAGCAUAACCGACGGUAGUACCUAUCAAAACAACCUUGCCGCCGUUCUAAAAAAUAUAUAUUCCAACAAAGAAAUAGACUAUGGAUUCUACAAUUUCUCUUAUGGCCAAAAACCUGACAAAGUAAGCGCAAUUGGAUUCUGCAGAGGAGACGUUAAUCCAAAUGAUUGCCGUGACUGCUUGAAAUCCUCCGCAGUACUUCUCACAGAUCGGUGUCCAAUUCAGAGAGAAGCAAUUGGAUACUACGACCUGUGCAUGUUACGCUAUUCUAAUGCUUCAAUUUUUGGUGUCAUGGAUACUGAUACUGGUUAUGUUUACGAUAUAGAAAAUAAGACAGGGGUGGAUGAUGCAUUUAGUCAAACACUUAAUGGCUUGUUGGAUGAACUUACAAGCACCGCCGCCGAAGGUGAUUGGCGUAAGAAGUUUGGUAUAAAGAGUGUUAAAGUAAAUGAAUCAAAUAACAAUAAUAACGAGACUAUAUAUGGGUUGGUUCAAUGUACACCAGAUUUGACAAAGCAAAAUUGUACUAAAUGCUUGGAUUCAGUUUACGGUAAGUUCUCAACGUGGUGUAAAGACAUGAAAGGUUGUUUGUAUAUGGGACCAAGUUGUUCGGUUAGAUAUGAUAUAGUUCAGUUUUAUCAGUCUAUAGUUAACAAUACGGAGUCACCAGCACCACGGCCAUCAGAAGCACUUCCUCCUAAAUCUGCAUCAACAAACUCGACAGAGUCGCCGGCACCACAGCCCUCUCAAGCACUUCCCCCUAAAUCUACAUCAACCAACUCCACACAGUCGCCGGCAUCACAGCCAUCUCAAGCACUUGCUCCUAAAACAGCAUCGACAAACUCCACCAACACAGAAUCACCAGCACCACAGCCUUCUCAAACACUUGCACCUAAAACUGCAUCAACCAAUUCCACCAACACAUCUCCAGGAUUAGGAAAGAGCAAGAAACUAAGAUCUGUCAUCACUAUCGGUAUAGUAGUUGUUGCUGUGUUUGGUUUGAAUUAGGCUUCAGUGACUCUACCCUGGUAAAGUCACCGUACCUUUCAUCAAAUAUCUACCCUUUGAUCAAUCAAAACCUCCAUAUAAAAUUAUGUAUUUUCUUUUUCAUUAAUUGAAACACAUAAAUUAUAUACAUGUUUCAGCUCAAAUAAAAUACUCAUUCUCUAUUAGUGGAAGACUCAUUGGUUUGACUCAGCACUGUUCUGUCUCUUUGUCGCCGUCGUGCAAGUCGCUGCCAAUGGGACCGCCACCAUUCCCCCCACCUGACUUUAUCAUUCUGUUUUUUCUUUCAUAUUUGUUAUGUGGGGUAUGGUUGGCUAUUUUUUAAUUUUCAAACAAAACUUGUUUGUGGGACAUUCUAUCAUUGAGUAGUUCAACCGGUAAAAUUAAGACUUACUUUA
This is a messenger RNA of Vicia villosa (hairy vetch), 1609 nucleotides long. Its product is annotated as cysteine-rich repeat secretory protein 38-like. Bases 96 to 1214 code for a protein of 372 amino acids. The transcript is spliced from 2 exons. NCBI's taxonomy places the organism in Eukaryota, Viridiplantae, Streptophyta, Magnoliopsida, Fabales, Fabaceae. The record is from RefSeq and is a predicted model, not a curated record.